Linum trigynum is the source of this 294-nucleotide messenger RNA. NCBI's taxonomy places the organism in Eukaryota, Viridiplantae, Streptophyta, Magnoliopsida, Malpighiales, Linaceae. The record is from the annotation of a GenBank genome assembly.
AUGAGGGGGGCUUCUGCUACUUCUUUCAGGAGGCGACAUCGACCGAGACGAAUUAGCUUCCCAGUUGUUGAAUCCACGGCUUUCAUUAAUCCAGCAGUAAUUGAAGUUACAACUAGUCCAACAAAUGCCGAGGUCGCCGCCGCUUCUGCUCCUCCCGCAACGCCGUCUUCUCCGUCGUCCAUUGCAGGGGAGAAAUUCGCCGGCAAAACUGACCCACCUACUCUCAAAAAACAAGAUCUGCUGGUUGCAGAAAUUAGCAGCGGUGGUUAUCGAUUUGAUGCGAUCGAUUAUUGA